Serinus canaria (Common canary) is the source of this 1466-nucleotide messenger RNA. RefSeq names its product RNA binding motif protein 17 (gene RBM17). The record is from RefSeq and is a predicted model, not a curated record. The coding region runs from base 83 to 1288 and encodes 401 amino acids. NCBI's taxonomy places the organism in Eukaryota, Metazoa, Chordata, Aves, Passeriformes, Fringillidae. The transcript has 12 exons. Gene Ontology annotation, cellular component: precatalytic spliceosome. Gene Ontology annotation, biological process: mRNA cis splicing, via spliceosome; alternative mRNA splicing, via spliceosome. Gene Ontology annotation, molecular function: RNA binding.
GCGCAGGCGCGGUCCUUCCCGGCGUGCUCAGCGCCGGCUCAUGGCGGCGGCGGCGCCGGGACGGUUUUAAAUUGAAGAGAAAAUGUCACUUUACGAUGACUUGGGGGUUGAGACCAGCGAUUCCAAAACAGAAGGCUGGUCCAAGAAUUUCAAACUGCUGCAGUCUCAGUUGCAGGUGAAGAAAGCAGCUCUCACACAAGCAAAGAGUCAGAGAACAAAACAAACCACAGUCCUUGCUCCAGUGAUUGACCUGAAACGAGGCAGCUCCUCUGAUGAGAGACAGAUCGUGGACACACCCCCUCAUGUAGCAGCUGGGCUAAAGGAUCCUGUUCCUAGUGGUUUUUCUGCAGGAGAUGUGUUGAUUCCCCUGGCAGAUGAGUAUGAUCCCAUGUUCCCAAAUGACUACGAAAAAGUGGUGAAACGUCAGAGGGAGGAACGGCAGCGGCAGCGGGAGCUGGAGAGGCAGAAGGAGAUUGAAGAGAGAGAAAAAAGGCGUAAAGACAGACAUGAAGCCAGUGGGUUUUCAAGACGACCAGACCCAGAUUCUGAUGAAGAUGAAGAUUAUGAAAGGGAGAGACGGAAAAGAAGUAUGGGAGGAGCUGCCAUUGCACCACCCACUUCUCUUGUGGAGAAGGACAAAGAACCUGUAGCAUCAUUCCCAUAUGAGGAGGAGUCAAGACCUCGGGCACCUUCUUCCAAAGCAGCAAUUCCUCCCCCAGUGUAUGAUGAGCCAGAGAGACCUCGUUCCCCCACAGGACCCAGCAACUCCUUCCUCGCCAACAUGGGGGGGACAGUUGCUCACAAAAUCAUGCAGAAGUAUGGUUUCAGAGAGGGCCAGGGGCUGGGCAAACAUGAACAGGGGCUCAGCACAGCACUGUCAGUAGAGAAAACAAGCAAGAGGGGUGGCAAGAUCAUUGUUGGUGAAUCUACAGAGAAAGAAACGGGCAAGAAGGCAGAUUCCAACCCCUUAACUGAGAUCCUGAAAUGCCCAACUAAAGUGGUUUUACUGAGGAACAUGGUUGGUGCUGGGGAGGUGGAUGAAGACCUUGAAGUUGAAACUAAGGAGGAAUGUGAGAAGUAUGGCAAGGUUGGGAAAUGUGUCAUCUUUGAGAUCCCUGGUGCCCCUGAUGAUGAAGCUGUAAGAAUAUUUUUAGAGUUUGAACGGGUUGAAUCUGCCAUCAAAGCUGUUGUGGAUCUAAAUGGAAGAUAUUUUGGAGGCAGAGUGGUGAAGGCUUGUUUCUACAACCUGGACAAGUUCAGAGUGCUGGAUCUGGCAGAACAAGUUUGAUUUUAAAAAUCUAGCUCGAGGUGUCAUUGUUUUGGCAAUCACGUUUUCAGCAGUAGGCUGGGAAUAAAGAAGAGAGAAGUAGCUUUCCUAGCAGACUGGAAACAAGCCUCAUUGAAUGGAUUUUACACAUUCGUUGUGACUUAUGGUUUUUUUGUAAUAUAAAGCCCUUUGAAAGUCA